Messenger RNA from Colletotrichum truncatum, 1242 nucleotides. RefSeq names its product CFEM domain-containing protein. Lineage: Eukaryota; Fungi; Ascomycota; Sordariomycetes; Glomerellales; Glomerellaceae. The record is from RefSeq and is a predicted model, not a curated record.
AUGAGGAUAUCUCACCUCGUCGUGGGCUUGGUCGCCGGCGCGAGGAUAGUGGCCGCGAAUAACUCUACCGUUGCCUAUCCGUCAUGUGCAGUUCAAUGCGUUCUUGAAGCCCUCCCGAAAUCAUCCUGUCCUGGUCUGGACCAGGCAUGCCUGUGCAAUGACACCGAGUUCACAAAACACUUGGCGCCAUGCCUGAAGGACAGUUGUUCAACCGCAGAACGAAUUAAUAUGGCCAAGUCAUCGGCCGGCGCCUGUGGAGUAAAAGUCUCUGAUGAUCGAGCCUUGCCUCGAUUUCUCACUGGCAUACUGUUCAUUCUCCCAACUGCAUUCAUCGGCAUCAGGAUAGCCAAUAAGAUCAUGAAUCCGUCAAUUUGGGGCGCGGAUGAUAUUACUGCGGUCCUAGGCUACAUCUGCACUCUGCCUUUAGUACCUAUUAUCUACAGAUCAUUGGACAUUGGGUUAGGAGAUGCAGUAUGGAACGUUGAGCCAAGCGCAGUAACCGAGUUUUUCAAAAUGCUUUUCGCCUCGCAGGUUCUGUAUUUAACUGGACUCAUGGUUAUCAAAGCAUCGAUUCUGUUCUUCUUCCUCCGAAUAUUCCCGGCGCCCGGGGUCCGAAAGAUACUCUGGGCUACUCAGGCCGUCAACUUUGUUGUCGGUCUUGUUUAUGUCUCUCUUACCUUUGCGCAGUGCCGGCCACUCUCAAUGUACUGGACAGGUUGGGACAAGGACCACUCUCAAGUGUGUUUCGACUUCAACAAAUUGAUUCUUACACACGCUUCAAUCAACAUCGCCAUGGACGUUUGGAUGCUCAUCCUACCUUUGACGCAGCUCUACAAGCUCAACUUGGUCCUGCGUAAGAAGGUUGGAGUAAUGCUUAUGUUCAGUGUUGGACUAUUUCUUGCCGCUGUUAGUGCCAUUCGCAUUCAUACAAUGGUUCGUUUCAUGAAGGCGAGCAACGUAACUUCUGAAGCACUCUGGGUUUACGUUUGGACUUUCACGGAACUUUGCGUUGGUGUGUUUGUCGCUUGCUUGCCGAGUGCGGGCCACCUCUGGAGAACGCUGUUUGUCAAGCCAGAGACUACCACCUUCCACGAAUCAAAGUCUCGACGACAGUCUUCUUAUGCUUCGGAAGCAGCAUUGUUUCCUUCAAAUAAGCAGGGAGACAAUUCUGUAGGCUCGGUCAAGGAGGUGUCAGUACGUGGAGUUCCUCAGACCCCUCCGUCGCCUCAUUCAAUGGUUUAA